Molecule: messenger RNA, 759 nt
Organism: Trichoderma virens Gv29-8
Lineage: Eukaryota; Fungi; Ascomycota; Sordariomycetes; Hypocreales; Hypocreaceae
Exons: 1
Coding region: 247-417 (56 amino acids)
Source: RefSeq, a predicted model, not a curated record
CUUCAGACACUUAAUGGUAUUGAUAUGAAAGCCACUCUAUCUGUUGUCAAGCACACAUUAAGAAUGAAUCGACCAACUUUUGAAAGAACAACGCGAAUUGGGUCCGUGAUUCUUUUCCUGAUAUGCCUGCACGAACUUUGAGUACUCGAACGAGUACUCCAGGAGCAGCUAGGGAAUUAAUAUCACGACAACGAGCUACGCCGGGGGCUCCACCUUGGAAUGAUAAACAAGUGAAGCUGCUACAAGAUGCCGUGGGAAAUAGAUAGAACCAAGCCGAAAGAUACCAACCAUCUUCUGCCUCAGCGAUCUGUAAGCGCAAUCCAUGUGAAAAUGGGAGAGCUUAGAAAGAAGGUUAGAAAGGAAACUAGUGAUCCUCUGAAGGCAUAUCAAAACUCUCCGUCAGAAAUCGACUGUUGAUUCAGGUAUCCAUCAGCGUUCGUAUAGAUGUGCAUUGAUGGAUAGUGUGAAAGCAGCAGCCAAUCCUGCCACAACGUGGGAGGGCAGAAAGCAGCAUUGUUUUCCACAAGUUCUGGGCAAUCCAUGAUACGCGAGGUCGAAAAUCCACCCAGACAUCCACAUAUGGUAUCUUGACAACACCUCAACGCGGAGGCGAGGAAGUAAGCCGUCGGCGGCGCCAAUCUGGGGUGAAAAUCAAGGAAAAUAUCCUGGCAGUUGCAGAUUGGAGGGUCGAUUUGAGUCAAGUCGAGUCAAUGUUGAUGGGAAAACUCGGAGGGACAUUUCGACCGUGGGUGACAACGG